AUGGCCCCCGCUCUUGCGCACCCCGCCGGCGUGAACUUCGCCGACGAACACAACCGUCCGGUCAACAGCGACGCAAGCACCUACUACGGCGGCGAAGAGAGGUACAGCCGUGCGAGGACAUACAGCGCGUCCUUUGCCCACGGCUACAACCCCAAGCGUCCCCCCACCUUCCAGGAUGCGAAUCACCAGCGCGCCCGCCGCAUGUCUCACGACGAGAAGAGCUCCGCGCCCCGCCGCUUCCUCAUCGACGUCGAGGAGACCAUUCGAGUUGUACUCGAGCAGGAAGACACCGAUGGCGACUUCCAGAUCUCCGUCACGGACGCCGGACCGAAGCUGAUGGCUCUUGGCACUGCGACGAGCAACGGCUUCAAGAGCUUCGACAUUCGGGGCACGUACAUGCUGUCUAACCUGCUGCAAGAGCUGGCCCUUGCUCGGGACCAUGGUCGCAAGCGGAUCGUUCUGGAUGAAGCGCGUCUCACGGAGAACCCUGUCGACCGUCUCUCGCGCAUGAUCAAGAACUCGUUCUGGAACGCGCUCACCCGUCGCAUAGAUGGCGACGGUCUCGAAAUCAUCUGUGCCGAUCCGAAGAACCGCACGGGGCGCAUCAACCCCCGCAUUUACGUGCCUCACGGGGAACCUGCUAUGGCAGAGUACUACCGCAAGGUCGCGGCGGACAAGCCUCAUCUCAACCUCGACGUCCAGGUCCUGCCACCAAAGCCCGAUGACCCUAUCUUCGUGAAGAGUCUCAACAACAAGCCCGGUCUGCUUGCUCUUGCCAUGCAGGAGGUCGCCGAUCCUAAAGGCGGGAAGGUGCUCAAGGGAGUCCCGUUUAUUGUCCCUGGUGCACGAUUCAACGAGCUCUACAACUGGGACUCGUACUUCAUCUCCCUCGGUCUGCUCGUCGACGGCUACGUGAACAUGGCGAAGGGCAUGGUCGACCACUUCAUCUUUGAGAUCAAGCACUACGGCAAGAUCCUCAACGGCUCCCGGAGCUACUACCUGUGCCGCACCCAGCCCCCGUUCCUCACGGACAUGGCGCUCCAGAUCUACAACCAGCUCGAUCGCUCCGACAUGGACGAAAACCGCGCGUGGCUCAAGCGCGCGAUCCAGGCGGCGAUCAAGGAGUACCACACCAUCUGGGUCGCCGAGCCGCGCAUGGACCCGAAAACGGGCCUGUCCCGCUUCCGCCCCGACGGCCUCGGCAUCCCGCCGGAGACCGAGGCGACGCACUUCACACACAUCCUCGAGCCGUUCGCGGCCAAGCACGGGAUCUCGGUGCUCGAGUUCAGCGAGCGCUACAACGAUGGGUCGAUCAAGGAGCCCAAGCUGGACGAGUACUUCCUCCACGACCGCGCGGUGCGCGAGUCCGGGCACGACACCACCUACCGCUUCGAGAAGCGCUGCGCGAACCUCGGCACCGUCGACCUCCAGGCGCUCCUGUACAAGUACGAGGUCGACAUCGGGACCGCGAUCCGGGAGGUGUUCGACGACGAGCUCGAGCUCGAGGAGGACUUCGCGCUCACGCCCUUCCCGCCCACCGUCGAGGCGUACGCGGCGACGGACCGCUGGGAGCGCAGCAGGGGCCGCGCGCAGAACAGCGAGGAGUGGUUCCGCCGCGCGGAGUGGCGCAAGGGCGUCAUCGACCGGUACUGCUGGAACGAGAGCAAGUCGCUGUACUUCGACUACGACACCGUGCAGGAGAAGCAGAGCCUGUACGAGUCCGUCACCGCGUUCUGGACCCUCUGGGCGGGCUGCGCGAGCGAGGAGCAGUGCUGGAAGCUCAUCUCUAACUCGCUCAAGAAGUUCGAGGUUCUGGGUGGUCUCGCCUCCGGUACCGAGGAGUCCCGGGGUAAGAUCUCGCUUGAUCGCCCUAACCGUCAAUGGGACUACCCCUAUGCAUGGCCUCCUCAUCAGAUUAUGACGUGGGUCGGUCUUGAACGGUAUGGAUACCUCGAGGACGCGCAACGGUUGGCCUACAGGUGGUUGUACAUGAUGACGACUGCGUUCGUCGACUUCAACGGUGUUGUCCCCGAGAAGUUCGAUGCCGUGAAGCUUUCACAUCUUGUGGAUGCCGAGUACGGCAACCAAGGUGUCGACUUCAAGAUGGUGCCUAGGGAAGGCUUUGGAUGGAUGAACGCUGCCUACCAGGUCGGGUUGACGUAUCUAUCUACGGGCAUGCGUCGCGCUGUGUCUGCGUGCACAAGCCCUGAGGUGUUCUUCGGCAACUACCUCAACCCUCAACAGGUUCAGCAGGCGUACGCCGCUGCCAUCAACGAUCCGCUCGGUCUUGCCAUGGACCAGCUGCGGCUCACCUCUCCCGCUGUGGACCCUAUGGCUCAGUCACCGAUGGAUGUGCCCGAGAUGCACUCCGACGCCCCGGGACCUUGGCAUUGA
This is a messenger RNA of Epithele typhae, 2394 nucleotides long. RefSeq names its product trehalase-domain-containing protein. The transcript has 9 exons. Bases 1 to 2394 code for a protein of 797 amino acids. The record is from RefSeq and is a predicted model, not a curated record. Gene Ontology annotation, biological process: trehalose catabolic process. Lineage: Eukaryota; Fungi; Basidiomycota; Agaricomycetes; Polyporales; Epitheliaceae. Gene Ontology annotation, molecular function: calcium ion binding; alpha,alpha-trehalase activity. Gene Ontology annotation, cellular component: cytoplasm.